CGUGAGAGAAGGAAGAGGAUCCAUAGAUUAGUAGAUAAUUGCCUUCAUUUGGACAUACUAACACAAGUCACACCCCUCUAACUACCCCUUUCUAACGAAUCCAGCUAAUAAUAGAAAAAGCGAAAAACAAAACACACGCCGCUACUCUUAUUUUCUCUUCUCUUCCUCUUCUCUUAAUCUAAUCUAGAAAACAAAAAUGAAGUCGGUAGAACUCAAGCGGUUAUGCUUUCUCUCUUUAUAACAAUCGUAAUAUCAGAGAGGGUAACAGAGAGAGAAAGAAAGAAUGGCUGUGGAAUAUCAUUGUUGCGAACCGGGAUUCUUCAUCCACAUACUCAUAAUCGUACUGUUGGUGGUGUUCGCCGGAUUAAUGUCCGGCCUCACCUUGGGACUCAUGUCUUUAAGUCUCGUUGAUCUUGAAGUUCUAGCUAAAUCCGGUACUCCUCGCGAUCGUAAACAUGCCGAGAAAAUAUUGCCUGUUGUGAGAAAUCAGCAUUUGUUGCUUUGUACUUUGCUGAUUUGCAAUGCUGCCGCCAUGGAGGCACUUCCAAUUUUUCUUGAUAGUCUUGUUACUGCUUGGGGUGCUAUCCUUAUUUCGGUCACGUUGAUUCUUCUCUUUGGUGAGAUUAUACCCCAAUCAAUUUGUUCUCGAUAUGGUUUAGCUAUUGGUGCAUCAGUGACUCCCUUUGUUCGUGUGCUUGUAUGGAUAUGUUACCCAGUUUCUUUUCCAAUUAGCAAGUUGUUGGACUAUUUGCUGGGUCAUCGACACGAAGCUCUUUUCCGCAGAGCUGAGUUGAAAACGCUCGUAGAUUUGCAUGGUAAUGAGGCUGGAAAAGGUGGGGAACUUACUCAUGAUGAAACAACAAUAAUUGCUGGGGCGCUUGAACUUAGUGAGAAAACAGCCAGUGAUGCCAUGACUCCUAUAUCUGAAAUAUUUGCCAUUGAUAUUAAUUCGAAGCUUGAUAGGGGGCUGAUGAACGAAAUAUUGGGCAAAGGGCAUAGCAGAGUCCCAGUCUAUUAUGAGCAGUCCACAAACAUUAUUGGACUUAUACUGAUCAAGAAUUUAUUGACAAUUCAUCCGGAAGAUGAAGAACCUGUGAAGAAUGUAACGAUACGCAGGAUUCCAAGGGUUCCAGAAAGUAUACCACUUUAUGACAUUUUGAAUGAGUUUCAGAAGGGCCAUAGUCACAUGGCCGUUGUUGUAAGACAGUGUGACAAGAAGAAGCAACCAUCUUCCCAAAAUAAUGCAAAUGAUUCGGUGAGAGAAGUGAAGGUGGAUAUUGAUGGUGAAAAGCCUCCCCAAGAGAAAGUCUUGAAACCCAAGAUACCAAUCCAAAAGUGGAAAAGCUUUCCACAUUCAAACAGGUCAAAUAGGGGCAAUUCUCGGGGCAGAAAAUGGACAAAAAAUAUGUACUCAGAUAUUUUAGAGAUAGAUGGUAGUCCCCUUCCAAAUAUCCCUGAAGAAGAAGAAGCCAUUGGAAUAAUUACAAUGGAAGAUGUCAUUGAAGAACUUUUACAGGAGGAGAUCUUUGAUGAGACGGAUCAUCAUUUUGAAGACUCAUGACAAUGGCUUUUCCAUUAAACCUGAUGUUUUCACAUUCUUGUUUUGGACCCUGUAGAUAAUUAAUUAGAUAAUGAGGAUGAGUGUGAGAGCUUUUGUUUAGGGAUCUUAAAUGUUAUUGUAAAGAACAUAUCAGUAAUGAAAUGUAGGCACAAGAAAGCAGUUAUUACUUGUACGUCAAGCUUUCUUUAUGGAGGUGUACAUUAAUGGAUCUUUAAGGCAAUGAAGCAUGCCAGCAAAUCGUGGUGUAUGCCAUUGAAAAAAAACAAA
Messenger RNA from Lathyrus oleraceus (garden pea), 1828 nucleotides. Its product is annotated as DUF21 domain-containing protein At2g14520. The coding region runs from base 284 to 1561 and encodes 425 amino acids. Gene Ontology annotation, cellular component: cytoplasm. The transcript is spliced from 11 exons. NCBI's taxonomy places the organism in Eukaryota, Viridiplantae, Streptophyta, Magnoliopsida, Fabales, Fabaceae. The record is from RefSeq and is a predicted model, not a curated record. Gene Ontology annotation, biological process: magnesium ion homeostasis; intracellular manganese ion homeostasis.